AUGAGUAUGGACGCUGGCAGUCUAGCUCAGAUGACUUACAACAACAUGGCUUUCAAUGGUGGUUCUCUUGGAGUUCCGGGUUCUGGUUUCGCAUCUCGUGGAAAAGGUUCUCAUAUCAAACGUCUAAGUGUUCCGCACCCAUCAAAGAUCGGAACCAUUAACGAGUCUACACCGUCCCCCACCGUUUCAACUCCACGCACGAGCCGCGGCCAUCUCCUCGCGGGGUUAAGAACUGCUCCAAAGCACUCCCCAUCACCGGCCACUGCUCCUCUGUCCCGCCCAAUGUCCCGUUUACCCCUUGACUACACAAGAUAUGGUGCUCAACAACACGCUUCCUAUUCCCAAAGGGCACCCAUGACCUCAACAGGAGUGUCAUUUCCGUACGUCAAUAAUCACAAUAAUAUGUAUGGGGUGCAACAGCCUACAAGGCAUCAAAUGUAUUCUUUGCCGGAACAUGUUCUUUCUCCCCCGACAAUUGAGCUCCCAGUCGACGAAAAUGGACAGCCGAUCGACGAAAAGCUUUAUGCGGAACUCGUUUCGACAAAUCUAUUUCUUGCUGCCCAGCAGCAACGUCUUCAGGAACAGCUGGCUUCUGUCACAGCUGCCGCACAGCAGUUCCAAGGCUUGAACCUUGGAGGCCUUCCAAAUGAAGCUCAGCAGCAGAGGAUGUCACCAAGCAUCCAGGGGAUGAGCUAUUACCUGCAACAGGCCCAACAGGGCAUGCAGCCCGUUGUGCAGCCUGUGCCUGGGCAUCCUGGUCUGUUCUCGGUCUACAACCCCAUGACCGGACAACAUAACUUGGUCAUGGACAACAGCAUGCAGCAGGAGGAACUUGUUUCCACCUCUUAUCAAGAAUCGUUCCCGUCUCCCGUAGCUGAAACUCCAACCUUUUGCGCCGAAGUAUCACCUCCUCCAGAAUCUAGACAAUCUCCAAUCUGCUACCUCCCCUCUCCAUCCCCUCCUCGGACUGUCCCCUCCCCUCCCCCGGAAAUUGCGCCUCUACCCCCACCGUCCGCCAAUGUACCAUCACUCGUCACUCCUAUUAAAACUAGCGGCGACUUCAACAAAGCCUCCCCAAAAAACGCACCGCUACCCACUCCACUCACUGGUACCUUCGGCCCCGGCCAGGCUCGUGCCGGUGAACACCCAAUCCGGCAACCCCGUGGACCUCCUUCUCUUGAAGAGCUCAUUGGAAAGCCCACCUCCAAGCACGAAGGGAGUAAGAAUUUCGUGACGCGUCAACGACGUCGUGCUGUGCACAAUUUAGUGAGGGCUGGGUUGGAGAGGCGCGGAGAGUCUCGAAGUUCCUUGCAUACCGGUAGCGCGGGGAGCAUGACGCCCUCCAGUGAUGUGGAAUUUAAUUUCUCGGGCUCUGGCUCGGGUUCUGAUGGAGAUGAGUCUGGUGGCAGUGGGAUUCAUAGCUGUAGGGGAAGCUUGUCGAGCAAACCGAGUUUGGGGAGUAUCAGAGCUGCAGCAAAUGGUGCUAUUGGAUCUGAGAGGGAGUGGACAGUGUCAAGGACCAAUAGCGCAAGCACAAUUCCGAAGAACAUCAACACCAGCACCAGCGUCACUCGCACCCGUGUGUCGACGGAUAGCCUGAACACUACUGCGGCUGUGGGUAGGGAUGAGAGCCCCUUGGGUGGGAAGCUAAUGGAAAUUGGCUCAGAUGAUUCCGAUUUGCAUUGCAAUGCUCAUGCUCCUACUGCUAUCCCUCCGGCAACAAUGAAGCACCAGGCCCACCCGUUGACGGUGGCAGCUGUUGUGGCUGGCCAUACUGCUCCUACCGCUUUGAACCAGGGUGGUGAUACUGGUAGUGGACGACGCAAGAUGCCUAUGUUUGUUUUCUCGAGUGCGGAGAAGCGGAAGAAUCCGAUUAAUUGA
Messenger RNA from Paracoccidioides lutzii Pb01, 1881 nucleotides. RefSeq lists its product as hypothetical. The record is from RefSeq and is a predicted model, not a curated record. Bases 1 to 1881 code for a protein of 626 amino acids. The transcript has 2 exons.